This is a messenger RNA of Sphaeramia orbicularis (orbiculate cardinalfish), 3466 nucleotides long. RefSeq names its product YTH N6-methyladenosine RNA binding protein F2 (gene ythdf2). Gene Ontology annotation, molecular function: mRNA binding; N6-methyladenosine-containing RNA reader activity. The record is from RefSeq and is a predicted model, not a curated record. Gene Ontology annotation, biological process: mRNA destabilization. Gene Ontology annotation, cellular component: cytoplasm. Bases 174 to 2087 code for a protein of 637 amino acids. NCBI's taxonomy places the organism in Eukaryota, Metazoa, Chordata, Actinopteri, Kurtiformes, Apogonidae. The transcript has 6 exons.
CAGCCAUGUUGAGGAGUCUGUCAAGCAAACUGCAGCCCGCCAUUGUGUAGAAACCAGGCUCUGUAGAGAAAUAGGGGCGCUUGGCUGAAAAUCUUCAAUAGCUAGACAGAUUCUACACCCUGCCGCAUUUAUUUAGGAGUAAAUACAGUUACACAGGCUCCGGGGGGAAAGACAUGUCAGCCAGCAGCCUUCUUGAACAGAGACCGAAAGGCCAAGCAAACAAAGUGCAAAACGGAGCUGUGACCCAAAAGGAUACUUUGAAUGACGAUGAGUUUGAGCCUUACCUGAAUACUCAGGCCAGACAGAGCAAUGCCUAUACGGCCAUGUCGGACUCCUACAUGCCCAGCUACUACAGCCCCUCCAUAGGAUUUUCCUACUCUCUAAAUGAGGCAGCAUGGUCCACAGGCGGGGAUCCUCCUAUGCCUUACCUGGCCUCCUAUGGACAGCUGAGCAAUGGGGAGCCCCACUACCUCCCGGACGCUAUGUUUGGCCAGCCUGGCCCCCUGGGGAGCAACCCCUUCCUCGGCCAGCACGGCUUCAACUUCUUCCCUAGUGGCAUCGACUUCUCAGCAUGGGGCAAUAGCAGCUCUCAGGGACAGUCGGGGACGCCGCAGAGCUCUGGCUACAGCAGCAGCUAUGCUUACGCUCCCAGCUCACUUGGGGGUGCCAUGAUCGAUGGACAGUCCCCGUUUGCGCCUGCAAAUGAGCCCCUUAACAAAGCACCUGGUAUGAACAGCCUUGACCAGGGCAUGGCGGGCCUUAAGAUUGGCAGUGCUGCUCCUGGUGGUAAUGGGGACAUGGCUCCCAAGGUUGUUGGUUCUGGUUUACCUGGAGGGGGUCCCCUCGGCCCUGUAUCAUCUGUAGGACCUCCCAGCAUGCCUCCUGUCUCUAUUGCUCCUGCCAAGCCCGCCUCCUGGGCAGACAUUGCCAGCAAACCAGCCAAGCCUCAACCUAAGCUGAAAACCAAGGGAGGCAUGGCCGGUGCCAAUUUGCCGCCUCCGCCCAUUAAACACAACAUGGACAUCGGCACUUGGGACAACAAGGGUACCAUGCCCAAGGCUGCCACCCCUCAGCAGGUACCCCCUAUUCCCAGUAACGGGCAGCCACCUAACCAGGCGUCCCCACAGCCUGGAGCUACUGCUGCAGGGAACCCCCAACUUCCCCUGAGCAAUGGACAGCUGGUCCCUCCUGUUUCCCAGAUGGGGCAGCAUCAGCUUCCACCUAGCGGACAGCCAGGUAUGGCUCAGAUGCCCCAGCCCCCUCUCUCCCAGGGUCCCCCUCCCCCUAGCCAACAGCAGCAACCUUCUCAGCCGACUCGCUGGAUCCCCCCACGGAACCGGGCCAAUGGAUUUGGGGACACCAGUGGGAGCGGGACAGGCCAGUCUCCUCCCACAUCUUCCGGUGUGGGUGUGGUACCCGGGGUCCCCUCUGAACCUCACCCGGUCUUGGAGAAGUUGCGCAUGGUCAACAAUUAUAACCCCAAGGACUUUGACUGGAACCCCAAACAGGGCAGGGUGUUUAUCAUCAAAAGCUACUCAGAGGAUGACAUCCACCGCUCCAUCAAGUAUAACAUCUGGUGCAGCACGGAGCACGGCAACAAGAGGCUGGACGCUGCGUACCGUUCACUGGGCGGAAAGGGGCCACUUUAUCUUCUUUUCAGUGUCAACGGGAGUGGUCACUUUUGUGGCGUAGCUGAGAUGCGGUCGCCCGUGGACUACAACACGUCUGCUGGCGUGUGGUCGCAGGACAAGUGGAAGGGUCGUUUUGACGUCCGCUGGAUCUUUGUUAAGGACGUUCCCAACAGUCAGCUGAGGCACAUUCGACUGGAGAACAACGAAAACAAGCCAGUGACCAACUCUCGGGACACACAAGAGGUGCCACUGGACAAGGCCAGGCAGGUGCUAAAGAUCAUCGCUGGAUAUAAACACACUACUUCCAUCUUUGAUGACUUUUCUCACUACGAGAAGCGUCAGGAGGAGGAGGAGUGUGUGAAAAAGGUGGAGGUCCAGGGCAGUGAGCCAUAUCCCAGCAACCCAAGCAACAGGAGUCAUUACAGGCUUCAGGAACGCCAAGGACGAGUCAAGUAACAGUUGGUGCUUUGGUCAAAAGACUGCAAUGGCCCCCCUAAAGCCUGUCCACCCCAUGACGUCAUUACAUCCAGAUCUCUAAGAAAUUCUAAGGGGUGACGAAAUAACCAAGGACAAAAAAACUAAAUGAAGACUUUCUUGAUUUCUUUUGACUUUAAAGACUUACUUCGAACUUGUAGUAAAAAGAAAAGGAAACGAUUAUUCAUAGGACUACAACUAAAUGCAUAGCAUCCUUAGGUGAAAUCUUUUUUGCCCCACCCCAUUCCACUACAUAUGCUUUUUUCCCUUGUAUGCUGCUUUUUUCCUUUUUUUAAUUGAAAGGAUCAUCCUCUGUUUUUAUGGUCCAAGAGCAAAGUCUAUAAUUCUCACACACAAAUCCAAUAGAAAUUUGUAGUGUUGGCUUAUAAUAGUGUCCUCAAGUCAAGAAUGGGCAGUUUGUCUCAUUUUUCUUUGUUAAACCCCCCCGCCCCCCCAACCCUGUCUUCUGAGGAUGCUCAUCUUCAACCAAGGACCCAGUGGAGUUUUCCUCCUCGGCGGAUGUUCAUCGGGUAUCAACUACGCUCACUCCAGAAUCUGUUUGGUACAUGCUUGCCAUAUUUUUUUGUUUUGAGAGGACUGCAGAUGUUCAGUAAUGGCCCUCUAUUUGUUUUUUGGCAUGUGUUGAACGGAGUAUUUAGGGGAGGGGAGGAUCUGGAGGUUUGAAAGGGGUGAAGUGUUUGAAAGCAGAAGAAACUGUUAUGUUGAGCUUUGCUCAGUCUAUAAUUUUAUGGUCUAAAAAAGUGGGGUUAACAAUCUUCAUUGGACUUUAUUUACCCUCUUUCCUUUCUCUUGGACAAGUUAAUUCAUCAUUGCUAUGGGCUGCUCUCUUGGUUUUUUGUUUUUCUCCUUCCUCCGUUUUCUAAAGACAGUGAUAUGAGUGGCCUUGCCCCCACUCUUUCUAUUAAUCAGUUCAAAAGUAAUAAAUGUGGUAUAUUCAGCAGAACUGGUGUGCAUUCCCCUUGUUUGACUGUAAAGCAGUUUUUGUCCUGCAGCUUCUCCCGUGCAUCCUUUACGUCUGCUUUUGGUUUCCCAGAUGGGUAUACGAAUGAAUGUCUAACCUUCACAUUCAAACCCGUCCACUUAACAUCCCCACUUCCAGUUUCCACCAGCGGCACCUCUGCAUUUCUUAACCUACUUUCCAAAACCCACUUUACCCUCCACGCUGCCACCUUCCCAUUUUCUGACUGCUCAGCCAACCGUACAUACGAUAAUCUCACAAUCAGCUUCCACCAUUUUCAGAAUGUCAUUGUUGGUGAGUUCAAGAGAAAAAAAAACGCAAGGUCCUCUUUCAUAACUACUGGCUUUUAUUUGUGGCAUAAUAAAGAUGCUCCACAAAGCGA